AUGCACCAGAACAAACCCACCUCAGCCAACGAUGGGACCAGCUCGCCUCCGCGUAUCGUCAGGACCAGCUCGCCGCCCGGCGGUCGCCAGACAUCGCUUCCCGCUCGCUCCCCUCCCUCGCGCCUCACCGGAGCUAGCGCCGCUGCCUCCCCCGCUGGCAACCCGUGGGUCUCUCCCCGUGCUAUCUCUCCUGUGGAACGCACCGGGCUCUCUUAUGCGGCUGUGGCGGCAAGGCCUCCUUCGCCUCCGAUCUCGAUCGCCAACCAAGGCUCGCCCACCGUACACGCAGAUCCCGAAGCCGGUAACGCAGUCGAAGCCACGAACAAUGCGCAACCCGCCGAAGUCGUCAAUGGGCCCGCGCCAGUAGAGGAAUCAGCGGGAGGAAAAAGUAACGACGUCGCAGCCGUCGUCAAAACUGAAGAAGUAGAGACUGUCCUGGACACCUCCCGCACGAGGUCCGGAAAGAAGUUGACGGCCUCUAAGCAAAAAGCGAAGAAACAACGCGCCAAAAAAAACGCUGCCGUCGCUGGGAAACCAAAGAUGACCGUCGGUGAGAGCCACCCGACCGCUUCCUCCUCUGUCGUUGCUACCCCUACCGCCGUUCUCGACGCGUCUAUCACCACCGUCCCACCAACCGUAACGACGCGAGCGGUCAGCGACACGCGCAAGCGUCGACGCGUCUCCACUGACGUCGACGGCCCGUCCGCGCAAACCGAUGCCGUCCCACGCGUCCAGGACCCGGUGGUCGCUCUGACACCACACGCUGCCCCCACCCAACACGCAACGACAAUGGCAAUCUCUAUCUCGUCGUCCUCCAGCGUCGAGGAACUGCAGGACCCACCAGCGCUGACGACGUCUGACAUUGAAAUGGACGACGUUGCAAUACCUGACCCCGAUGAGAUGGAACUCUCCACGGCGCAUAUACGUAGGUUCUACGGCCUACCACCCACAUACACCGCUGAUGCAUAUCGCCCUCGUCCUGUCCUCGCGGCUCCCGGAUGCCUAUCAGGACCCGGCGUUCCUGGCACCCCACCACGCGUUCGUCAAGCACCUGGCACCUCCUUCAUGGUCCAGCGCUACCUGGACGAACAGGCGCAGCGAGAAGAUAACCCCUACGUCCUAGUGCGAGAGGACUUCGCCGGUGGCAGCAUAGAGGUCGGCCCACCCCCCUCUCGAGAGCCAUCCGCAGCGCUCAUCAUCGGCGACAGCACAAACCCGUUCAUUGCCAGGCAAGGCGACGUCUCUCACCCUGCCCUCUACGUAUCUGCGGUCGAGAAGGCCCUGCCCGCCUCACUCGGGAUCGGCAAAGGGAAGGCCCCGCAACGCAACGCGACGGCAGGACCCUCGAACACGAUACGCUCAGACGCCGCUGAUGCCCAACCACUCCCUCCACCUACAUACGUUCCGCCUCCGCGCCCAGUACACUAUGCGCCCGGACCCUUCCCCAAUUUCGCGACUGCGCCAAUAACGCCGAUCUUUCCUGCGCAUCUCACUCCGCUCCACUUCCCUCCUGUCCCUCCUGCGGUGCCCGCCCCCUCUGUCGAACCUGCUUUCCCUGCCGGCCCUAUCGCACCGCUCCCUCAAGCUCACGGCUUCUCUGCUCCUAGCAUGAUGACGCGAGCCCCGCCUGGCGGCUGGCUCCCGCUACAGGGGGACGAUUUCUUCUGGCCGUACGGCAAUAUGGAACAGAGCCAGCUGGCCGUCUGGACAACGGACCCCAAUCCGUGCGUUCUCCUGCAUUUCCUCGCUCGCAGCGGGAACGACCCCGGAAACCACGGACGUGUCACCAUGGCCCAAACAAUCUUCCACAAAGUCUAUGACAUACGCACCGCGACGAUCACGCAGCCUAUCGCCGCUAAUCCGCAGCCGCGUCCGAACGCCUACCCAACCUUCUACCGCGUAAGCAACAUCACGAUCCCGCAGCGCAACGCGCUACUCCGCGACCAAUGGAUCUCUACUACCGAUGGCACCGUAGGAAUCCUCGCAGCGCCUCAUGAGCCCCCUACCUUCAUGGGAGGAUGGCGCUUCCCAGGUCGUCUUGUUAUAGGCGAACCAUCGGACGAAGGCAUCGCACAGGGCUUCCUCGCCGGCUUCGAAUCCCCCAACCUCGCAUCGCUCAUCACGACGCUCCUCAUCGCUGACAUCAGUUCUGGGGGAAGAUGGCGCCACUUAUCUGUCGACGAUGCACGCCACCUCGUUCUCCAAUCCAUACGUGUCAGGCAAAUCCGUCUACGGGAAGGCAUCGACGAGGAACCGAUUGCGCUACUGUACGUUGAGUCUCCCACCGCCGACGCUGCGGAAUGGGUCAACUUCCGGAGGCAAGUGCGCGAACAAGUCUACGGCGGCGCUUAUGCAGGACCUCCGGAGCUCAUCACCGACUGCUUCUUCUGGACCGACGUGCCCAAGGCAACGAGCAAAACGGAAGAGGCGGCCGCGGCGGCCGUGGAGGACGAGGAGGCAGGGCGCGGGGUAACGGCUCUCGUGGACGUCGUAAUGGACAGGAAAGCUCUGGAACCGAUGUAG
Messenger RNA from Fomitopsis serialis, 2523 nucleotides. RefSeq lists its product as uncharacterized. Lineage: Eukaryota; Fungi; Basidiomycota; Agaricomycetes; Polyporales; Fomitopsidaceae. The coding region runs from base 1 to 2523 and encodes 840 amino acids. The record is from RefSeq and is a predicted model, not a curated record. The transcript has 5 exons.